Molecule: messenger RNA, 1763 nt
Organism: Mercenaria mercenaria
Lineage: Eukaryota; Metazoa; Mollusca; Bivalvia; Venerida; Veneridae
Product: GATOR complex protein WDR24-like
Exons: 15
Coding region: 15-1763 (582 amino acids)
Biological process (GO): positive regulation of TOR signaling
Molecular function (GO): protein binding
Source: RefSeq, a predicted model, not a curated record
AAACACAGCAAAAAAUGCAGACAGUUACAAAGAUAGUUCAUGACAGGGUUACAUCGAGCAAUCCACAGACAAUGUUCAUCCAUUGUGGGGGAGCAGUGAGUACAAUUGCCCAAAACAAAGAUGCAUCACAGGUGGUCGUUGGUGGAAGAAAUGUAUUCAAAAUCUACAGCGUUGAUGAUGAUUGUUUUGAACAAAAAUAUGAUCUUCGUGUUGGAAAACAUGUGAACCUAAAUUACUGUGCCUCUGAUGUAGCAUGGAAUCAUACAGAUGAUCAUAUACUAGCUACAGGUGCAACUAAUGGAGCUGUAGUGAUUUGGGAUUUGAACAGAAUGUCUCGUAAUAAACAAGAGCAUAUAUUUCAAGAGCAUAAACGGACUGUGAACAGAGUGUGUUUUCAUGAGAAUGAGCAUAAAUUACUACUGAGUGCCUCGCAAGAUGGUUCCAUGAAACUCUUUGAUUUAAGGAAAAAGGAGGUCAGCCUGAGUUUCUCCAUGGGUAGUACAAGUGUGAGAGAUAUCAUGUUCAGCCCUUGUAAUCUUAAUUAUUUUGGGUUUGCGUCUGCUGAUGAAAGUGGCAGUCUUAUGAUCUGGGACAUGAGAAGGCCUGAUCGAUGCGAGAAGCAGUUUCCCGCUCACAGCGGUCCUGUGUUCAGUGUCAACUGGCACCCGGAAGAUAAAAACUGGUUUGCAACAGCUGGUCGGGAUAAAAUGAUCAAGGUAUGGGACUUGAGCAAACAGAAAUGUUUAUAUACCAUCUAUAGUAUAGCCUCAGUCGCUAGAAUCAAAUGGCGUCCACAGAGGAAGUUUCAUAUAGCCUCAUGCUCACUUCUAGUCGAUUGCAGUAUCAACAUCUGGGACAUUCGGAGACCCUACGUCCCCUUUGCUACAUUCGAUAAUCAUAAAGACGUUACAACAAGUAUGGUGUUUAAGAAUAAAGACCCUCAUGUUAUGCUGAGUGGGAGUAAGGAUAAUUAUCUAUAUCAACACGUGUUCAGGGACGCCAAGAGGCCGGGGGAGGAGCUAGUUCCUGCAGGGUUAGAUUUGAGUGUGUAUGGUACAGUCGGACAUGCUAAUAGUGAUAAACAAGGUAAAUUGAGCUUGAUUUCUGAAGGAGGUGGGAUAAUGUCUGGCCUACUGAACAAGAAGAGCACGGAACGGAACGACCAUUUUGUUGAUGUUGCGGCCUUCAUGCAGGUGUUCUCAGACACCGGACAGGUAGUUCCUAUAGAGGAAUUAUCAUGGAUGGUAGAGUCGGCGAGGAAUUACAAGCUUACAGGACUUCCAGUUGAAGACUUGUGUAAACACAAUUCUAAAGUUGCUCAAUCCCUGCAUAGAGGACAGGUUGCUCAGGCCUGGUUGUUGGUGCUCACAUUAUAUUGUACUCCUAUCGUGGAAAACAAGAAUCUCCAUAUGAACCGAACAUCAUCAGUGAUGUCAUCAGGACUUACAGAGAAGAUUGAUAUAGAUAAAAGCAAGCAAACAAAAGAGCCAGACACAGAUGUUGAUGAGAAAAAUCUGGAUGGCACUUCAGGUAACUCUGAUGAAGAGAUUGAUGAUAAGGAAAUGUUUGAUUCUAAGUUAUCAAAUAUUGCCAGAGGACAGAUAAACACAGACUGGGAUAUCUUCUUUGGUGACGGUGAACCUGGCAGUUUUGAUAUAGCAGAAAUUAAUGACUUUAGUGACACCAAACAGGAGUGGAUCCUACCUUCUGAAGCAUUUCAUCCGAGGCAUGAAAUUCAAAUCGUGGAAGACUAUUCCACUUGA